AUGCUUGUACAUGUAUCCAGGUCGAGGGGAUCUAACCACUCCACACGCCACCAUGCGUCAGGCUCGUUUGCGGAUUCAGAUAGUGUGCAUAACACAGUGAGUUUGGGCAGUGGCGGUGGUGCGUAUGGGCUGCUGGUACAGACGCAGGGGUCUCCUCCGUCUGUGCACUGGGAAUCUGAGGACUGCAUGCCGACUGUGAACGGAGAUGGUAGUAGCAGCAGUCGGAAGCAGGUGCAUACAGGCCUUGGUGGUGGUAGGCGGAACAACCCCGGCCAAACGGGGUGUAGUAAAAAAAGUAGCAAGCGCAGUAGUGACAGUGUUAAUAGUAAUAGUUGUAUUCGAACUGCCACUACUACUACUACCUCUACUACUAUUACCGGCAGUAGCAAUAGCAGUCCCAGUGUCUGCACUAGCACAAUCCCCGGCCAUGGCCCUACCCGUACCUUCGACAGUGCCCACAGUCCGCAGACGGGCGCCAGUGCGCACGCGAGCAACGGCGACCGUAACAGCCGUAAGAGUGACACCCCACGCGACAGGGACCACGAGUAUGUACUCACAGUGCUAUACGACGACGACAAGGCCCGCCAUCACAGGCCCAUAUGCUCCUCCCACACGCAUGGAUACGGCCCCAACGAGCUGGAUACCAUCAGCACACGCGAUAGCACACGCGAUAGCACACGCGAUAGCACACGCGAUAGCACACGCGAUAGCACACGCGAUAGCACACGCGAUAGCACACGCGAUAGCACACGCGAUAGCACACGCGAUAGCACCAGGGCCACAGAUGGGCGCAGCGCGUGGGAAGCACACAGCGCCAAAGGGGAGAGUGCACGACAACUGCCCAGCGUCAAAUGGGCGGGACUACCUGACUCUGCCCAUGGCCACCACCACCACCACCACCACCAGAGCCUCGCAGCGCACGUGGACAGGCAGAGCGACCGGCAGCACUCCGGGUACAGCAGGGAGAGUGGACUGAGUUUCAGGUCGGAGUCAUUGGAAACGCUGCCAAACAUUCCGUUAGUCAUCACACGACGCAUCAGUCGAGAAGAGGUCAAGACAUCACACCCAACACCUGGGUAA
Molecule: messenger RNA, 1080 nt
Organism: Sphaeroforma arctica JP610
Lineage: Eukaryota; Ichthyosporea; Ichthyophonida
Exons: 2
Coding region: 1-1080 (359 amino acids)
Source: RefSeq, a predicted model, not a curated record